ACUUUUGACCACAAAUAUUGGCUACUUUUCUGGCGCAUAUGGCUUCUUCUGAUGUGGUUCGACAGAUGGACAUGAACGCUCGUCCUCUGGCUCUGUCAGGUCAUGUCGGGUUCGACAGUCUGCCGGAUCAACUAGUCAAGUCAACUAGUCAGGGAUUCUGCUUCAACACCCUCUGCAUCGGAGAAACUGGGAUCGGUAAAUCCACGCUGAUGGACACUCUUUUCAACACCAAUUUUGAGAAUUUCGAGUCGUCUCAUUUUGAGCCGAAGGUGAGGUUGCGAGCGCAGACGUACGAUCUCCAGGAGAGCAACGUUCGUCUGAAGCUCACCGUGGUUAAUACUGUCGGCUUCGGCGAUCAGAUGAACAAACAACAGAGUUACCAGCACAUAGUGGAUUACAUCGACACGCAGUUCGAGUCGUACUUACAGGAGGAGCUGAAGAUCAAGCGCUCGCUCCAUAACUACCACGACUCCAGGAUCCACGCGCGUCUGUACUUCAUCGCUCCGUCCGGACACUCGCUCAAAUCCCUAGACCUGGUCACUAUGAAGAAACUGGACAGCAAGGUCAACAUCAUCCCCGUCAUCGCUAAAGCCGACACCAUCUCCAAGAGCGAGCUGCACAAGUUCAAGAUCAAGAUCAAGAUCAUGAGCGAGCUGGUGAGCAACGGCGUGCAGAUCUACCAGUUUCCCAUCGACGACGAGACCGUGGCCAACAUCAACACCGCCGUAAACGGUCAUCUUCCGUUCGCCGUCGUCGGCAGCACAGAGGAGGUGAACAUCGGGAACAAGAUGCUGAAGGCGAGGCAGUAUCCCUGGGGCGUCGUGCAGGUGGAGAACGAGAACCACUGCGACUUCGUGAAGCUGCGCGAGAUGCUGAUCUGCGUGAACACGGAGGAUCUGCGCGAGCAGACGCACACGCGGCACUACGAGCUCUACAGACGCUGCAAGCUGGAGGAGAUGGGCUUCAGAGACACCGACCCCGAGUGCAAGCCCGUCAGUCUUCAGCAGACGUACGAGGCGAAGCGGCAGGAGUUUGUGGGCGAGCUGCAGAGACGAGAGGAGGAGAUGCGACAGACGUUUGUGCAGAGAGUCAAAGAGAAAGAGUCCGAGCUGAAAGACGCCGAGAGAGAGCUGCAGGGGAAGUUCGAGCAGCUGAAGCGACUGCAUGCGGAGGAGAAGAGCAAGCUGGAGGAGAAGCGCCGGAGUCUGGAGGAGGAGAUGAGCAUCUUCAGCAAGCGCAGAGCUGCCAGCGAGCUCCUGCAGGCGCAGGCCUUCAACACCAGCUCCAACAACAAGAAGGACAAAGAGCGCAAGAAGUGAGUGAAGCCCGUACAGAACAUGUGAGGAGCACUUCUGAAGAAACACAUGGCAACCCUGCAGCACAGGAACUUAUAGUACCAGUGUCUAAUAAAGUGAAAAUAAAAUAUCACACAUUUCAAGAGGAUCAUAAACUAAAUAAAUAAU
Sinocyclocheilus rhinocerous is the source of this 1463-nucleotide messenger RNA. RefSeq names its product septin-8-like. The record is from RefSeq and is a predicted model, not a curated record. Gene Ontology annotation, molecular function: GTP binding. The coding region runs from base 39 to 1319 and encodes 426 amino acids. Lineage: Eukaryota; Metazoa; Chordata; Actinopteri; Cypriniformes; Cyprinidae. The transcript is spliced from 10 exons.